AUGGUGUAUCACAACUGCCCCGAAUAUCCCUAUCCUCAAUUUCACGCUUUCCCUUGGCCUUCUCAGGCCCCUCCAGCCCUGCGCCGUUUACAAGAACUCGCAAACCCGUCGGCGCAAUAUUCAGGCCCGAAUCACCAACAGCAAUGUGUAGCUCAAUUUCCCUCGUUUUAUGACAGCCACGGCCAGAUGCUCCCGAGGCAUAUGCGCAGCAAAAGCGCCGGCGUUCCUCAGCAUAACGGACACAGUCCGGAUGUGAACUGGAGACCGCCCUGCAUCCCUGCAGGUACUGGCUUGGAGAAUGCUACCAACAACGGAUCAAAGUCAAGAGAAGAGCGACUUCGCGAGAACUUGGAACAACUGCGCCGUUCUAAUGAAGCUGCGUAUUAUAUUCGCCCUCCCGCCGACGCUAUCGAAAGCUCUUCCAGUCAUGAGGAUGAACACACCACGACAGAAGCUGGAGCUUCACCUGUCGACAGCCCUCAGCUCAUAUUCCCGAAUCCAGAGGACGCGUAUCCUGCCUAUAGGAAAGGCAGCAGGUCCGCACCUCAAUCCCUCGCAGAUCUGGAUGACACACCUAGGCAAUGUAAGAGUUGUCUAGGGCGGCCCAAUUGGGUCUGCGAGCACACAUUAAUUUUAGCUCAGGAAUUAGAAGCUCUUGAAAUUUCUGCCGAGGCCAAGAAAGGCAGCGCCGCAGCCUCGCCUGUACCAGCAAGUCAGCCGACCCAGAAUCCCAAUCCUACCCUCCCGGAGACACCGACACAGCCCACAGAGACAGCUCAGACCUCGCAGUCUACGCCAACAGCGCCCGUGUCAACAACGACAACAAGAGCUACAAGGGCCCCCGUACAGCGCACCUGGAGUCAAGUGUUAUUCGCGCAACCGGGGCGCCCGGCGAGCCUUCCAAGCGCGAAGCCCAAAUCCGAGAGCAGCGCUAUCGACGAGACGGAUUGGCCGUCUCUCGGGUACUCUGCCAGUCAUUUAAAGAAUGCGCGCAAGCGGAAUCCCUCGUCAUAA
This is a messenger RNA of Xylaria bambusicola, 1014 nucleotides long. RefSeq lists its product as uncharacterized. The transcript has a single exon. The record is from RefSeq and is a predicted model, not a curated record. NCBI's taxonomy places the organism in Eukaryota, Fungi, Ascomycota, Sordariomycetes, Xylariales, Xylariaceae. The coding region runs from base 1 to 1014 and encodes 337 amino acids.